Messenger RNA from Anopheles nili, 831 nucleotides. It is a transcript of the gene Gpb5, whose product is annotated as thyrostimulin beta-5 subunit. The record is from RefSeq and is a predicted model, not a curated record. Gene Ontology annotation, cellular component: extracellular region; cytoplasm. Gene Ontology annotation, biological process: G protein-coupled receptor signaling pathway. Lineage: Eukaryota; Metazoa; Arthropoda; Insecta; Diptera; Culicidae. The coding region runs from base 116 to 619 and encodes 167 amino acids. The transcript is spliced from 2 exons. Gene Ontology annotation, molecular function: hormone activity.
UUCAAUUUUUCACAACGGAUUUUCCAAUUUCGGAUAUUAUUCGUGUUAGUGAGUGAUAGAAUACGGCCAAUCGGAACUUUAAAGGCAACAUUUUAAAAGUGAAACGCUUGCCAUCAUGGCCGGUGGGAUAAACGGUCGACCGUGGCUUUUGGCCGUAUGUGUCAUCUUACUUCUGAGUGAAUCCUCGUCGGAUCAGGAUGCUGAACUAAUCGAACGCUCCAAAACAGUGCAUCUGGGCUGCCACAAGCGCCUAUUCACCUACCGUGUGUCGCAAACGGACACCAAGGGGCGUGAAUGCUGGGAUCACGUCAGUGUUCUGUCCUGCUGGGGUCGGUGCGAUUCCAAUGAAAUCUCCGACUGGCGCUUCCCGUACAAACGAUCGCACCAUCCAGUUUGCGUACAUGCCGGACGUACGAAGGCGGUCGCUCUGCUGCGACAUUGCCACCCGGAUGCGGACCUUGCGGCUCGCCAGUAUGAGUACAUGGAACCAAAGUCCUGCAACUGUCAGACCUGCUCAAGCACGGACACUAGCUGCGAAGGGCCGAAGCAGCUCAACACGGAAGCCGUUACGAAGAUAUUUCAAAUAGACGAAGAGGACACCGAGCCGGAAUAUCCGUAGUGAGAAACGACCAGAUCACCAUCGGUACGGCUACAUCGUACUAGUCCAACCGACUCAGCCCCAUCUGCAAUGGUAACCAUUCAACGUCAUGGCAUCGAUAGCUUCGUGGCACGUGCUUAUGGCACAACAGCGUAAUUUUAUCCAGGGAGCAUUGCUUAAGAAACAAUUUGUCAUACAAUAUGUGAAAUAGUGAAUAAAUGGGUUAUUUUUAU